Molecule: messenger RNA, 1659 nt
Organism: Encephalitozoon romaleae SJ-2008
Lineage: Eukaryota; Fungi; Microsporidia; Unikaryonidae
Product: ATP/ADP translocase
Exons: 1
Coding region: 1-1659 (552 amino acids)
Biological process (GO): nucleotide transport
Cellular component (GO): membrane
Molecular function (GO): ATP:ADP antiporter activity
Source: RefSeq, a predicted model, not a curated record
AUGAGUGAAAUCGGAUCUUCUGUUCCGGUAGAUGAGAAUAGGCCUCUUUUCACAGAGGAUGAGAUUGAAGCACAAGCAAACUCGUCCACAACAUGGCCCCUAAGCAGAAUUAGGAUAGCAAGGUGUGAGUGGAAGCUUUGGAGUGCAUUGGCAUUUAUCUUUGGAGCUUCAGCUUACAUAUAUUCGUUUUCAAGAGUGAUGAAGGAUUCCUUUGUUUUAUCUCGACAAUUGCCAGUUGCCAUUUCAUUUCUUAAGACAUGCUUUGUUCUUCCCAUGUCCAUCAUAGCUACAGGUGUUGUGCAGAAGCUUCUAAUGACUCGGACAAUAUCGAAAGUCUUUGACUAUACUUUACUUGCGUUUUCAUUUCUGUAUACCCUAACAGGGGCUGUGCUUUUUCCUUUUGCAAGGAGUAUCCAACCAGGAUUCUACUUUUCAAGGGAUAUCUUUGCAGACGAAAAGAUGGCAUACAAAGGAUUUGAGUUCCUCUUUGCGAUUUUUCUGAUAUUCAAUGAAUGGACCACGAGUUUUGUCUAUGUGUGUGCAGAGUUGUUUGGGUCAUUAGUUGUACAGUUUAUGUUCCUUUCGUUUGCAAACGAGGCACUUACUGUCAGACAAUCCACACGAAUGGUACCGUUGUUUUACGUUGUUUCCAACAUUCUUCUUCUUCUGUCAUCUGAAUCGACAUCUUUCUAUUCAAGGAAGGUAAAGGAAUGGGACUAUGACACUACGAGCUGGGUUACAAACUCUUUCUUUGUUAUAUUUGGAGUUAUUAUAGCCAUUACUUACCUAGUCAAGAAGUAUGCGGAAAACACUAUCCUUAAGAAACAGCUAUUCAUAAGAACAGAAGGAGUUAAGAAGAAGGGAAAGAAAUCUUCGGCUGGGUUUUCUGAGAGUUUGAAGCUGAUGGCGCAAUCCAAGUUUUUGGUUGCUAUGGUUUUGAAUGCCCUCUUCUAUUAUGCAGGUACAAAUCUCAUCGAAUCUUCGUGGAAGAAUGGUAUAAGUGUUGCUGCAGAUGCCUAUAACAUGGAAAAGAGAGCAUAUUCUGCCUCCAUUGUAUCCGGAGAACAACGGGUUGUUGGUGCCUUAGUUGCAAUAAUUUUGCUGACACCCAUAUCUACCCUUGUGCAGACACAUGGAUGGAUAACUAUGGCCAUUGUACCUCCAUUGGUUACAUUGGUAUCUUCUAUAGUGGUAUUUGGAUCAGCAUUCUUUAACUAUUCAAAUUACCCACCUGGGAAGACAGGGGUUGUUCUUUCUUCUUUAGUCAAAGGAUAUACCCCGAAUUUCUAUUUAGAAUGCAAUAUAGGGAUUUAUUGUGUGAGCGGAAUGAAGAUAGCGAAGUAUGCCUUUUAUGACAUUUCAAAAGAAGCCAUUUCACUUCAAAUUGAUCCAUUAUACAGGCCUAGGUUGAAGGCAGUUUACGAUGGGCUUUGUGGAAAGCUUGGGAAGUCAAUAGGGUCUCUCUAUGCAAUGUUUUGGUCUUUAAUGGGAUACAACGACGUAAGGGCUGCAGCACCCAUUACUCUAGGCAUGUGGUUGAUAAUAUCACCCAUCUGGAUAUUCUCGGUUAUAUAUCUAAAUCGAAAAUACAAUCAAUCCAUUCAGACUUCAUCUCCAAUUGAUCUUGAUCUUUUCUCUGGGAAGAAGGAUCUCGAAUAA